GAAACUUAAAACCCUAAUUCCCUUCAGCUUCCCCUCUUAUAUUUUUUCCGCUGCAAGCAUAACAUUGCUCACUUGCCGCACUCGAGUCGUCUCCGCUCCAAAUCUUCAAGGUUCGUAGCAAGAAGAAUCAGCAAGGAUGGGUCGUGUACGCACCAAGACCGUGAAGAAGUCUUCUAGACAGGUAAUUGAGAGGUACUACUCAAAGAUGACCUUGGAUUUCCACACCAACAAAAAGAUCUUGGAGGAAGUUGCCAUAAUUCCUUCAAAGCGUCUCCGCAACAAGAUUGCUGGGUUCUCCACCCACCUUAUGAAGCGCAUUCAGAAGGGGCCUGUUAGAGGCAUCUCCCUGAAAUUGCAAGAGGAGGAGCGUGAGAGACGUAUGGACUUUGUUCCUGAUGAGUCUGCCAUUAAGACUGAUUUGAUUGAGGUCGACAAGGAGACCCUUGACAUGCUUUCAGCUCUUGGCAUGUCUGACCUUCCCGGUGUUGUCAAGCAGGCUGCAGAACCACAGGUAGUGGCAGCUCUCCCAACCUAUGGUCGUGGUGCUGGUGGUUUUGGCGGCAGGAAAUACUAAGAACAGAUUAUAAGACCUCAUGAACAAUUCUAAGCUGAACCUUUUUGGUAGGUUUCAAUCUUUAAAAAACGCUGAAACUUUUGGUAGAUUACAUGUGUUAGAUCUCCCUAUUCUGUUCAAGGAUUAUUAGAAGCCAACCUCAUUUUGUUUAUGUUUUGAGAGAUGAUAAACUCACUGUUCCUGAAUCUUGGUUCUAAAUGCAUGUGAUUUAUUUUCCUUAAUUACA
Nicotiana tabacum (common tobacco) is the source of this 800-nucleotide messenger RNA. RefSeq names its product small ribosomal subunit protein eS17. Gene Ontology annotation, molecular function: structural constituent of ribosome. Gene Ontology annotation, cellular component: ribosome. The record is from RefSeq and is a predicted model, not a curated record. Gene Ontology annotation, biological process: translation. NCBI's taxonomy places the organism in Eukaryota, Viridiplantae, Streptophyta, Magnoliopsida, Solanales, Solanaceae.